AAACCACGAUUCUUUAAAUAUACAGUAACGUAAAACAAUUUCUAUUUCCAUUAUGUUAAAUUUAUCAAAUUAAAUAACAAAAAUGGAUAAGAAUUGGGUAAUAAAUCAAAUGGAUAAUAAGGAAUUAAAACUUGUUCAUCAGUUCCUUAUAGAUCAUAAUUUCGAUAAUACUGCCGGUGCAUUAAUGGUAGAAGCAACAAUAAAAGGUUUUAAAUAUUUUAAAAAAGAUUUACAAUCCGAAAGCGAGAUUUAUGAAAAUUUGUGUAAAGAAUUAAUGAUAAAUUAUAAAACAGGAAAUUGGAAGACAUUCUUUAAAUUAUGGAACAUGAUAGUACCUAAAGAUGCAAAACAAACAAAAGCUUAUAAAAUUUUGAUGUUACAUAUAUAUGUAUAUUUUGCAAUAUUACCUAAACAUAUAUUAAAGUCACAAUGGCAUAAAGAAAAUGAUAAAAUACAAAUAAGUAUAAAUAAUUCUAUGACAUCACUUAAUCCACAAGAUUUUGAAUAUGAAGAGAAUUUUAUAACUGAAGUAGAAAAGAAUAUGAAUGAUAGUAUGGAAGAAUUACGCAAAUUUUUGAAUACAAUAGGUAAGGAAUUAGAAAACAUUACAGAAUUAAGACCUUAUUUUGCAUUACCUUUUAUGGAGGACCCAUAUGUAGAACCAUUUCUUUCUAAAAUAUUUGAAAAAAGUUGGUCAGACAGAUUGACAGAACAUUUAGAGCUUUUUCUUGAAAAAUGCAAACAACAAUUUUUUAGUGAUCUAAAAUAUAGUGAAAAUUCCAACAAAUUUUCUUUAAAUUAUACAUCUCUAAUAGAAGAUUCCAAAAAAGAUAUAACUACAAAAAAAACAAUUAGAAAUAUUAAUGUACCAAUCAUACCAAAUGAUAGAAAUAUUCCGAUAUUUUUAGAAGAUAAUAAAGUUGAAAAUCAAUGCAAUUUAUAUGAUAAUAUAAAGUUUAAUCAAAAGUCAAAAAGUAUACAGACUGUAUCAAACUCUGAAGAAGAAAUUUAUUCAUCACAUUUUACAAAAAAAAAUAAAAAAUUAAUGCAGUGCACUCAAGAAUUGGCUGUAGCAAAAUCUCAAUUAUCUAAUGUUCAUUGUAAUUAUGAAAAAUUAAAAGUAAGAUUCCAUAAACUCCAUACUGAUUAUCAUAAAUUGAUGAGUAUUGCAAGAGUAUUAACAACAGCUUUAGAAGAUUCAGUAAAAGGAAUAGCAAUUGAUUUUCAAAUUAUGCUAGAAACUUGCAUAAAAAUUUUUCCAGAUUUGUUUAAUCAAAAUAUAAAAGACAGUUCACAUUGUUCCUCGGAAUUUUUAUUAGAUAAAUCAUCUCAUUCUGAAAUGAAACUUAUUGAAUAUUCAAAUUCAUACAAUAUGUUCAUUCCUCCAAAAUUAUUAGAUUUCAAAAAAAUUAAAUUACAUUUAAUUAAUGGAAGCAUCAAAACAAAAUUAUUUCUUUUGCAAGCAUUACGAAGGAAAAUAACAUUUAGUCAACCUGGAGAAAGAGAUGAAACUAUGCACGAAUAUAUAAGUAAAGAUUUAUUAGGACUUCAUAGUCAAAUCGCUAGUUACAAAGGCAAAUCCAUUCUGCCAUAUUUAUUAACUCCACAAAACGUUAUUAUACCACAUCCUCUACAGCAAUCAAUUACAAGAUUAUUGAACGCUUUAGCAUCGUUCAGAUGCGGUAGAGAUUAUUUAUCAUUUGAUUCUACUGUUGUUGAUAUGAUAUUUAAGUGUCUGAAUAGUAUUUCUGAUAAUAACAUAGAUACAAUAACUUGUAAUAUGAUAAUUGCAAUGCUACAAAAAUUAUCCUUACGCAAACAACAAAGAAUCUAUAUGAUAGAAAAUGGAUUAGUAGAAUGGUUGAUCCACCAUUUACGUGAUCAAUGUCGUAUUAUGGAUUCCUAUCGAUUAGAAUACGCUACAGCUCUUUUGAUGAAUUUAUCCUUACAUCAGGCUGCUCAAGAAAGAGCAUCAGCUAUGGCAUCUUUACUUAUUUCAACUUUAAUUGAUUUGCUUUUAAUGGAUUAUGUAUCGACAUUACCAUAUAUUAAUGGAGCAUUAAAUAAUUUUUUAACGAAUUAUGUAAUCAAUGAAGAAGCAAAAAAACUCAAAUUUUCAUCUGUAAUAGAACAAUUCAGUAAAUAUAAAACUGGUGAAAUAAGGAAACAUUUGGAUUACAUUCUGAAAAUACAUAGAGGUGAAAUUACUAUUAAAGUGAAAGAUGAAGAAAUAGUAGAUAAUGAUAAUGAAGAAAUUGAUGUGUUGGAAAAUCAAUUGGAAGAAAACGAUCCAGUAAAAAAUAAUUAUGGAGAAUUAUGUGGAGAAUCAUUAUUAGAAUCAUGUUAUACAGUUUUACCAAAAAUAAUUAAAAAACCAGAAAUAAUUUCCAGUGCGUUAUCAUUUUUGCAAUUCCAAGCAGAAGCAAUAGAAUCUGCUGUGCAUAAUAAUCAAAUUAAAAAUUUAUGUUCUGAACAUGAAGAAAUUUUACAAAGGGAAAGCAGUAAAACGACCAUUGCAUCUUCAAUGCUUUUGGGAAUUGAAAGUGAAGUUGAAACAACAGUAAUGGAGAAACUCAGCAGUAUAGCAUCACUGUAAGUCAAGAUUUCGAUCUUGCUUUCGAUAAAAAUGCACGAAGAAUCCAGAAAGUAGCAUCAAAGUUACAGAUAAUAAAUCAUGGACACAAGAGAAAGAACUUGAUAAGGAAGAAGUAUUUUUAGCUAAACCAAAAGUUACUCGAACUCCAACAUAAUUAAAAUUAAAUAUUAAAAAUGUAAUAAAGAAAAAAAGAAUGAAUGUAUUCAUAUCAAUAAUUUUAUUUUAAACAACAAAUAACAUUUAAUUAAUAACAUUUAAUUAAUAUUAAAUAUUUCAUAUAAUAAAUAUAUACAAAACACACGGCCAUCACACACAUUUAACUCAUUAAAAAAUUAUUAAUAAUAAUAUGAACUAGCAUGUCCUGGUACAUAACUAUUGCUUCGAUAUCUUCUUAAUACAGGGCUAUCAGCAUAACUGUUACUAUUAUGUAAAUUCGGUAUAGAUGAGUACGGUAUCGAUGAAGUACUAGGAUAUGAAUUCAUAAAAUUCGAUUUACUUUUAUGACCUCCGACAAUUUUGCUAAGAUAUAAAGAUCCACCAAAAUAACUA
Messenger RNA from Apis cerana (Asiatic honeybee), 3145 nucleotides. Its product is annotated as lisH domain-containing protein ARMC9. NCBI's taxonomy places the organism in Eukaryota, Metazoa, Arthropoda, Insecta, Hymenoptera, Apidae. Gene Ontology annotation, biological process: cilium assembly. Gene Ontology annotation, cellular component: ciliary tip; centriole; ciliary basal body. The record is from RefSeq and is a predicted model, not a curated record.